AUGCCCAUGCGCCCUCCUAUCAACUUCCCGAAGUGGCUGGAGGCCAAUGCCCACCUGCUCCAGCCUCCAGUGAACAACUUUUGUUUGUAUAGGGAGAAAGACUUCAUUGUCAUGGCCAUCGGAGGGCCCAAUCAGCGGAACGACUACCACGUCAACGAGACCGAGGAGUGGUUUUACCAAUACAAAGGGCCCAUGGUAUUGAAGGUUGUAGAUGAGGGUAGAUUCGAAGACAUAGUGAUCGAAGAGGGCGCCAUGUUUCUGCUGCCUGCUAAUACGCCUCACAACCCUGUCCGGUUCGCAAACACGAUUGGCAUAGUCAUCGAGACAGUUAGGUCGGAAGACUCCAAAGACACCCUGCAGUGGUACUGCCGCGAACCAGUGCAUGCAGAACCUGUUAUUAUUCACAAAGAGUCUUUCCAUGUGAAUGAUCUCGGCACGCAGCUCAAACCCGUGAUUCAGCGAUGGAUGACAGACGAGGAACUGAGGAGGUGCAAAGAGUGUGGCAAGGUUGCACCUCCCAAGUAA
Molecule: messenger RNA, 525 nt
Organism: Pisolithus orientalis
Lineage: Eukaryota; Fungi; Basidiomycota; Agaricomycetes; Boletales; Pisolithaceae
Product: 3-hydroxyanthranilic acid dioxygenase
Exons: 4
Coding region: 1-525 (174 amino acids)
Biological process (GO): quinolinate metabolic process; 'de novo' NAD+ biosynthetic process from L-tryptophan
Cellular component (GO): cytoplasm
Molecular function (GO): 3-hydroxyanthranilate 3,4-dioxygenase activity; iron ion binding
Source: RefSeq, a predicted model, not a curated record